AUUGUUGACAACGCCGCCGGCGGUCAUGUGACCUGACGUCAUCCCCCCCACCUCCUCUCUCCCGAAAUCUCAGGCUCCGGAUGCGCCCGUCUCUGCCCGUGCGGCCGAACCCGAAACCAGCGACAGGGGGAGAGAGGCAAGACUGACCGCGGGGCAGCUGCGGAGCAUGUCGACCCCGGCCCGUAGGAGGCUCAUGCGAGAUUUCAAGCGAUUGCAAGAGGACCCGCCUGUGGGGGUCAGUGGAGCACCAUCUGAAAACAACAUCAUGCAGUGGAACGCAGUUAUAUUUGGACCAGAAGGGACGCCCUUUGAAGAUGGUACUUUUAAACUAGUGAUAGAAUUUUCUGAAGAAUAUCCAAAUAAACCACCAACCGUUAGGUUUUUAUCCAAAAUGUUUCAUCCAAAUGUGUAUGCUGACGGUAGCAUAUGUUUAGAUAUCCUGCAGAACCGAUGGAGUCCCACAUAUGAUGUCUCUUCCAUCUUAACUUCAAUUCAGUCUCUGUUGGAUGAACCGAAUCCAAACAGUCCAGCCAAUAGCCAAGCAGCACAGCUUUAUCAGGAAAACAAACGGGAGUAUGAGAAGAGAGUUUCGGCCAUUGUUGAGCAAAGCUGGAAUGAUUCCUAAUAGACACCCGGUCUGUUCAUCUUUUCAUCGUUGUUGUGUAUAAUUUACCUCCCAGUAGAAAGGCUAGCAAGUUUUAAGUGCCACGGGUUUUAAGGAUUCUGCAGAGAGAAAAGAAAAAGUCCUUCAGUUUAGAACCUCCAAAAGCUUGUGUAUCUUGAUUAAUGUACUUUUUAUUGCAUGGUGUGAACUAAGUUAUUGCUGCAUAAAUUUGUAAUAUAUCCUGUUUGUAUUUUUUUCCAAGUGUAUAAUGUUGGUGUGGAGUUUUCAUGACAGAAUAUACACAUUUUGUAAAUCUGUACUUUUUUCAAAUAUUGAAUGCCUUAUUUUUGAAUUCUUUAGAUUUUUAAAUUGGAGAAAAACACUUAAAGUUUUUUAUAUAUGAAUAUUACAUGUAAAGCUGUUAAAAUACAUAACUUCAGUGCAAGAGACUUUGUCACUUAUUUCCUUACCUGUGCAGGAGGGACUGCAGUCUCUAGCUCCCUGCCAGGUGAGAGCCUCAUUUCCAGCUGCAGAAGAUCACACUUCUGUCUAUCAAGAAAGUCUGCAAAUUUGAUUCCAAAACCAAUUCUGAUCUCCGGCUUUAUUUUGAAUGUACUUAUGUUAGUUGAGUUGAGUAAUUAUAGACUUACUGGUCUGAUUCUGUCCAGCUCUGUAUUUGGGCCACUUGUUAACGUGCGUUUCUCAUGUUAAACUGUACCUAUUGUGACUUCACAAUUGGCACCUCCACCACGAGCAGAGCCGGCUUGCUCUGCCGUGUGGCAGUACCUUCACAGGCUUUUGAUUAAGAAGAAAGUAAAACCGUCACCACUUCCCAGACACCGUGCCGCAGUAUUAGCCCUGGCUGGUUGCGUUGGUUUGAGCAAGGCAGAGAUUUGGAAAGAAUCUUGGUGUAACUUGAAUAUUUGCAAACUACCUUUUCGUGCAGCUGCGCGCUACCUGUCUAUUCUGGAACUGUUGAGCUCCAGGGCCUGCCGAGUUGCUUCUCACCCUCAGUUGUAUACAAGUUGUACUGCAUCUUAGUUUACUGGAUAGAGUUAAAACACAGUAUUGUAGAAAGCUAAUACAAAGCUAUCCUAUGCCUUCAAAUAGUAUAGAAAAUGAAAAAUAUACAAGUAAAUUCUGUUGAA
Molecule: messenger RNA, 1752 nt
Organism: Meriones unguiculatus (Mongolian gerbil)
Lineage: Eukaryota; Metazoa; Chordata; Mammalia; Rodentia; Muridae
Gene: Ube2b
Product: ubiquitin conjugating enzyme E2 B
Exons: 7
Coding region: 167-625 (152 amino acids)
Biological process (GO): DNA repair; proteasome-mediated ubiquitin-dependent protein catabolic process; protein polyubiquitination
Cellular component (GO): HULC complex
Molecular function (GO): ubiquitin conjugating enzyme activity
Source: RefSeq, a predicted model, not a curated record